Pyrenophora tritici-repentis Pt-1C-BFP is the source of this 255-nucleotide messenger RNA. The record is from RefSeq and is a predicted model, not a curated record. Lineage: Eukaryota; Fungi; Ascomycota; Dothideomycetes; Pleosporales; Pleosporaceae.
AUGGUGGUAGCGGUUGACAAGAUAAGACUGACCGAAGAAACGACUGUCGGAGCUGGUGCUGGUGCUGCAACUGGAAUUGGAGCUGGUGCUGGAAUUGGAUUGAGGUCGGCGGGAACGGCUGUCAUAGUAGGCCCAAGUGAAGUCGGCGCUGAAGCAGGACUCGCCAUCAUGCUUGUCGGAGAGUUUUGCUGGUACAAGGACUCCUCAUACGGCCUACAUGCUACCAGCGCAACGAGGAUAGCAACGAUUGCGUAG